Molecule: messenger RNA, 2261 nt
Organism: Syzygium oleosum
Lineage: Eukaryota; Viridiplantae; Streptophyta; Magnoliopsida; Myrtales; Myrtaceae
Product: 3-ketoacyl-CoA synthase 6
Exons: 1
Coding region: 111-1601 (496 amino acids)
Biological process (GO): fatty acid biosynthetic process
Cellular component (GO): membrane
Molecular function (GO): acyltransferase activity, transferring groups other than amino-acyl groups
Source: RefSeq, a predicted model, not a curated record
CCUCCCCCUAAAUAACUCCCUCCAUCACACUCACCUCGCCCCUUGUUCCACACCACACCACGAGACAACACACAGAGUCAUCAGUCUCUCUCUUUUGCCUCUCGGACACGAUGUCUCGGAGCCAGCCGGACUUCUCCAACUCGGUGAAGCUCAAGUACGUGAAGCUGGGGUACCAGUACCUGGUGAACCACAUUAUUCCCCUCACCCUCGUCCCCGUCAUGGCGGCCGUCCUGGUGAAGGUCCUCCGCCUCGGCCCCGACGAGAUCCUGAGCCUCUGGCGCUCCCUCCACUUCGACCUCGUCCAGAUCCUCUGCUCCGCCUUCCUCAUCAUCUUCGUCACCACCGUCUACUUCAUGUCCAAGCCCCGCACCAUCUUCCUCGUCGACUACGCCUGCUACAAGCCCCCCGUCACCUGCCGCGUCCCCUUCUCCACCUUCAUGGAGCACUCCCGCCUCAUCCUCAAGGACAAGCCCAAGAGCGUCGAGUUCCAGAUGCGCAUCCUCGAGCGCUCCGGCCUCGGCGAGGAGACCUGCCUACCCCCCGCCAUCCACUACAUCCCGCCCAGCCCCACCAUGGAGGCCGCCCGCGGCGAGGCCGAGCUCGUCAUCUUCUCCGCCAUGGACGCCCUCUUCCAGAAGACCGGCCUUAAGCCCAAGGACAUCGACAUCCUCAUCGUCAACUGCAGCCUAUUCUCCCCGACGCCCUCCCUCUCCGCCAUGGUCAUCAACAAGUACAAGCUCCGCAGCAACAUCAAGAGCUUCAACCUGUCCGGCAUGGGUUGCAGCGCUGGCCUGAUUUCCGUUGACCUCGCCCGUGACCUCCUCCAGGUCCACCCCUACUCCAACGCCGUCGUUGUGAGCACCGAGAUCAUCACCCCGAACUACUACCAGGGCAACGAGCGGGCCAUGCUGCUGCCCAACUGCCUGUUCCGCAUGGGCGGUGCCGCGAUCCUGCUGUCCAACAGGCGGUCCAACCGGAGGCGGGCCAAGUACCGGCUGGUGCACGUGGUCAGGACGCACAAGGGGGCCGACGACAAGGCGUACCGGUGCGUGUUUGAGGAGGAGGACAAGGAGGGCAAAGUGGGGAUAUCGCUGUCCAAGGACCUGAUGGCGAUUGCAGGGGAGGCGCUCAAGUCCAACAUCACGACAAUCGGCCCGCUGGUGCUGCCGGCGUCGGAGCAGCUGCUCUUCCUGCUGACCCUCAUCGGGCGCAAGAUCUUCAACCCUAAGUGGAAGCCCUACAUCCCGGACUUCAAGGAGGCGUUCGAGCACUUCUGCAUCCAUGCGGGCGGACGGGCGGUCAUCGACGAGCUCCAGAAGAACCUGCAGCUGUCGUCGGAGCACGUGGAGGCCUCACGGAUGACACUGCACCGUUUCGGCAACACGUCGUCGUCCUCGCUAUGGUACGAGUUGGGGUACAUCGAGGCCAAGGGGCGGAUGAGGAAGGGGGACAGAGUCUGGCAGAUCGCGUUCGGGAGCGGCUUCAAGUGCAACAGCGCCGUGUGGAAGUGCAACCGGACCAUCAAGAUCCCCAGCGACGGGCCGUGGGCCGAUUGCAUCGACCGUUAUCCGGUCCACAUCCCUGAAGUGGUCAAGCUCUGAGUGGCCAAAAGGGAUGAAAGAAGAAGAAGGACAAGAAGAAUUAUAUCAUCGAGCCAUCAAGCAAAAAAGGGUUUGAUUGGUAGAUUGGGAUUUUACAAAAUGGCGCUCUCUCUCUCUCUCUCUCACUCUCUCUCUGGGUUUCUUUUCUUUUCUUUUGGCCUUUCCUGUCUUUGAUUUCGGUUAUUUGCUAAAUCAGAGUGGAUUUACAUUUACUCCUUCCUCCCUUGAUCUGUCACUCUCAGUCAUCAGUCUCAAUCUCUCUCUCUCUCUCUCUCUCUCUCUCUCUCCCCAUACACAAGCAUCAUCAACAUCAUCUUUGUAUUCCCAUCCCACCUUCCAUCUCUCUCUCUCUCUCCCCCUGUCUCUCACAGCGAGAGCGUUUGUCUUCUUGGGGUCGUCGACAGUGAAUUCUCUCUGCUGUUAUAAAUUUGCGUAGAUACUCUCUCGAUAUGUCCUCCUCCUUUUCUUUACUGUGUAUUGAAUUGAAUUUCUACUGCCCAUUGUAACGCCAAGAGCAUACAUGAAAUUUAGACUCGGGAAACAAGUGUUUAUUAUUACCUAAUGUGAGAAAAGGAGACGAUAUGGUUCAUGGAACUUUCAUUUAUGUUAUGUAAUUUUCUCCAAGUUGCACUCUAGAAAAUAAACUUUACGAUUACGUAA